CGUUCUCAUAACAUAAUCACAUUUAUUUGAUUGUAACGAAAUUACGAAAGACGAGACGACGAAACUACGAAAGUGCCUACAAUAUUUUGUAUCUCAAUUCAUAGGACACAGAUUAAUUCUGUGUUAAUGCUCUGUUGUUUAUGAUGUUUCUCUUAUACCUGGUAAUUCAGUAGAUAAUAAUUGUGCUUAAUCGUUUUAUCCGCGUUUAGUUUAUAUAUGUUUUAUCGAUUAUCGGUAUUCGAGGUCAUGUUUAGAUAAAGCUAUGAGAAAAGUACCUACUCGAGUUAAUAUUAUGGAUUUAAACAAUACAUUAUGGUGUGACAUGUCUUUCAAGUUUAAAUACAACGAGUAUUGUGUACAUACAUGUACAACAGAAUGCUUUAUGUGAUUCUUAAACAGCGGUCUGCUGUCUAACUGAAAAACUAUGUACUAGAGGACCGAUUUGAAAAUAUUUUUCAAAAUGGAGAAAUGGUUAAUUCAGUCCAUAUGGAUUGCUGUGUUUGGAUUUCUGAAAGAAUUUCGACCCGAAGAUCCUUACAUCACUCAAUACUUAACAAAUCCGCCCAUGAAUUUUACAAAUCAAGAAGUAAUUCAAGAAAUAUUUCCAGUGUCCACUUAUACUUGUCUUGGCCUAACAAUUGUUAUGUUUUUGAUUACUGAUUAUUUACGUUACAAACCAAUUGUUAUCCUGAAUGCUUUAUCAAGUUUUACUGUUCAAAUAUUUUUGAUUUUUACUCGAACAAAGACUGACAUGAAGAUAAUGGAAGUAUUUUAUGGCACCAUGAUUGCCUGCGAAGUUGCAUACUAUACAUACGUUUACUCAAAAGUAGAUAAAAAAUAUUAUAAAACGGUUUCCAGCCACAUGAAAAUGGCAUGUCUUAUAGGCCGACUUGUAUCGGCAUUGCUUGCUCAAACAUUGAUUGAUAACCAUAUAUUAACUGUACCUCAUUUAAACCAUUUGACAUUAGCUGGUGCAACUGCAUCAAUAUUUUGGGCUUUUGGUUUACCUUCAAUUAAAAGUAGCUUAUAUUUUCAUCAAAGCCCUGAGCAUACAUACAUAAGAGAUAGUACAGAUGUUAAUGUAUCCAAACCUAAAACUGUGUGUCAAAGACUGUGGUCCGACUUCAUCACGGCUUUCACAAACCGUUAUGUUCUUCAGUGGUCCAUCUGGUGGGCUUUAGGCACAUGCUUUUAUUAUCAGUGUAUGUCGUAUUCCCAAUCAUUAUGGCAAGAAAUAUACCGAGAUGGUACGGAUUUGCAAGUGACCGAUAAUGGAUUAGUUGAAGCUAUUUAUACGAUAAUAAGUACACUGGGAGUUUAUUUGGUCGGAAUCAUAACAAUACCAAGUUGGUGGUUAGUGGGUACUUUAACUCUUGGCCAAGGCAUAUUAUUGUUGAUAAUGGCUCAAGAUACAUUAUUAUCACACGCAUAUGUUGGCUACGUAAUGUUUGGAACAUUUUAUCAUAUCAUGGCCACUGCAGCCAAUUGUGAAGUAGCUAAAAAUAUACCUGCUGACAGCUAUGCAUUGGUAUUUGGAGUUAACACAUUCAUGUCACUCUUAUUGCAAACUUGUUUGACAGUGGUUGUAAAUAGUCCGAUAGGUCUCAUGUUAGACAUUAGAACACAGUUUUACGUAUACGGCGGAGGUUGUUUGAUAAUCGGAGUUUUAUACACCACCGGAGCAUUGUAUUCAACAUAUAACACGAUGAUGAGACAUAGAAUUUUUACAACGUCGAAUUAA
Myzus persicae (green peach aphid) is the source of this 1741-nucleotide messenger RNA. RefSeq names its product thiamine transporter 1-like. Gene Ontology annotation, molecular function: vitamin transmembrane transporter activity. Gene Ontology annotation, cellular component: plasma membrane. Gene Ontology annotation, biological process: vitamin transport; transmembrane transport. NCBI's taxonomy places the organism in Eukaryota, Metazoa, Arthropoda, Insecta, Hemiptera, Aphididae. The transcript is spliced from 10 exons. The record is from RefSeq and is a predicted model, not a curated record. Bases 461 to 1741 code for a protein of 426 amino acids.